Messenger RNA from Rotaria sordida, 392 nucleotides. Lineage: Eukaryota; Metazoa; Rotifera; Eurotatoria; Philodinida; Philodinidae. The record is from the annotation of a GenBank genome assembly.
AUGGGUGACUACUCGAAAGCACUUGAAUUUUACCAAAAAUCACAUAAAAUCUUCGAAAAAGCUCUGCCUCCGAAUCAUCCCAAUUUGGCUACUUCCUACAACAACAUCGGUCAAGUGUAUAACGACAUGGGUGACUACUCGAAAGCACUUGAAUUUUCCGAAAAAUCACAUAAAAUAAAAGAAAAAGCUCUGCCUCCGAAUCAUCCCGAUUUGGCUACUUCCUACAACAACAUCGGUGAAGUGUAUAGAAACAUGGGUGACUACUCGAAAGCACUUGAAUUUUACGAAAAAUCACAUCAAAUCCUCGAAAAAGCUCUGCCUUCGAAUCACCCUCAUUUGGCUGGCUCCUACAACAACAUCGGUCUCGUGUAUGACAACAUGGGUGACUACUC